Molecule: messenger RNA, 2133 nt
Organism: Sclerotinia sclerotiorum 1980 UF-70
Lineage: Eukaryota; Fungi; Ascomycota; Leotiomycetes; Helotiales; Sclerotiniaceae
Exons: 4
Coding region: 1-2133 (710 amino acids)
Biological process (GO): mitotic DNA damage checkpoint signaling; protein phosphorylation
Cellular component (GO): nucleus
Molecular function (GO): protein serine/threonine kinase activity; protein binding; ATP binding
Source: RefSeq, a predicted model, not a curated record
AUGCCUUCUAAAGGAGAGAAAGGCAACCUAAAGCGGGAUAGAGCAGGAACGAUCGAAGAGAGCGAAUCAUACAAAAAACCACGUCGAUCCGAAAGACUCUCACAACCAGGUCAUACCCCAAUCUCGAAUAAACAGCACCUGCCUUCGCCCAUUACAAAUUUAGAAUCUUCUUCCUCAACCAAUAGUUUGAGAGAUGGCACUGCAACUCCUCCAGAGGGUCGACCGAGCCAGAUUCAGCAUAGAACUCCAGAACCAACUGACAAUUUCGGUUCAAAGGCGCAAAUUUUCUCAUCUCCCAUCGCCAAGUCUCAAGCAAAGACUCAAGAAUUCAGUCAAACCCAAGAACUGAGUCAAUUGCCAGCAGAAGAUGAGGAAGAGGAAGGUGUUUGGGGAUACUUGAUGCCUCUCAAUUACAAAUACGGAAGGCUCCUUGUUUUACGGAAGAGAAAUGCCUGUCCGUUACCAGAUAAGAACAGUGACCUUGGGAACCCUGGUAAAGACAAAGAUUUAAAUAAGGAAGAAGAUGCUUAUGAAGCCACUAAGUUUAAGGGAAUUGCUUCGGGUGGAUAUUUGAUCGGACGGCAUCCGGAGUGUGAUCUCGUCAUUGAUGAUAUCAGGGUCUCAAAUAGGCAUUGUCUCAUGUUCACCGAGAAUCAAGCAGGUCUGAAUGUUGCCGUCAUUGAGGAUUUAUCAAGUAAUGGCACUUUUGUCAACGAGUGUGUGAUCGGACGAAACAAGCGUCGGCAACUCGAAGAUGGAGAUGGGAUACAGAUAUUGAAUGAUGCCAGGUUUGUCUUUCGAUACCCGAAGCUGCGGGAGACCAGCAAAUUCUUGCAAAAGUACACAGUUCUAGAAAAGCUCGGGUCAGGUCAUUAUGCAACAGUUUAUUUAUGCGUCGAAAAAUGUACGGGUCAACGUUUCGCGGUCAAAAUAUUUACAAGAAAACCGGGGGCAGGGGAAAAGCAGAGGAUCGAAGGUCUACAACAAGAAAUCGCAAUACUUAUGGGUGUCAGCCAUCCGAACAUGCUAUGCUUGAAGGACACCUUCGAUGAGCCCGAUGCGACCUACCUCGUUUUGGAGCUUGCGGCGGAAGGAGAACUAUUCAACUGGAUUGUUAAGAGGGGCAAACUUACAGAACAAGAAACAAGAAAGGUCUUCGUUCAGUUGUUUGAAGGCUUAAAGUACCUGCAUGAACGUGGUAUCGUACACCGAGAUAUCAAACCCGAGAAUAUUUUAAUGACCGAUGAAGAUCUGCAUGUAAAACUUGCAGAUUUUGGUCUAUCAAAGAUUAUUGGAGAGGCUUCUUUUACGACUACGCUUUGCGGCACUCCAAGCUAUGUGGCGCCGGAGAUUCUUCAAGACAACAACUAUCGACGAUACACACGUGCAGUUGAUAUAUGGUCAUUGGGAGUUGUUUUAUACAUAUGCCUCUGUGGAUUUCCACCCUUCUCUGAUGAAUUAUAUACUCGGGACAAUCCUUAUGAUCUCAAAGCACAGAUCAAGAUGGGUAGAUUUGACUAUCCUUCUCCGUACUGGGACAAUAUUGGCGACCCAGCACUAGAUCUUAUUGAUCAUAUGUUAACGGUUGAUCCGGAGAAGCGUUAUACCGUUGAUGAGUGCUUGGCGCAUCCAUGGAUGACACAAAAGACUACCAAUUUCCACGAUAGUACCGAUGGUCUAGUUGGCGGGCUUGCAAAUCUCGACUUUAGCAGGCGCAAGAUAGUGAGAGAGAGAACACUGCUAAGCGACAUAAACGAAGUCAAGGUUUCCAAAAUUAUCCACAUUAAUUCUGACAAAGAACCUGUCAAAGUAUACGUCAAGAAUCCAAACGCCAAACACUGUAUCAACCAACCCGCCAGUCAGAAAGAACCAAUGCAAAACGGGCCCAAUAAUGAAGAGGCACCGGCAGCUAAACGAGAUCCAAACGAGUUCAUUGAGAUGGGCGGUAAGGGUGACCAAACUCUGUUUGACAAUGAUGGGGAGAGCAUCUAUCCAGAGGAUGUAGUGGCGAAGCCUAAGUCCCCCGAGCUGGAGGCGCCAGCAUCCAAAACUCCCGUGUCCAAAACCCCACAGACCAAAACAACAAAACUAAACACUCCGAAAUCUAAAACGCCGAAGAAGACGGGCAAAUGA